GUCCACAUAGGCACUCUUUCUCUCUCUCUCUAAACCCAAACACCCCCUCAUGCUCACUCUCUAUCACUAGCCCCUUGGCACUCCCUCUCCCUCUCUGUCUCUCUCUCUCAUCCAUUCCUAUUUCUCUCUCUCUCUCUAGAGAGAGCAACGAUGACGAGCAUGGCUACUUGCAACAUGGCUCCUACAGCUUUGGCGUUGGGGUCGAACCUUGGUGGCAGCACCUCUUCCAGGCCUUCUCUCUCCUUUAGAAGGCCUUUGAACAACUCAAGGAGACUGAUGGUGGUGAGGGCUCAGGAGGUAUCCCCUCCGGCCAAGGCGGGCGAGGCUCCUGACACCAAGCGCCCUCCGCCUCCGCCUCCGCCGAUUGGACCUAAGAGAGGCGCCAAGGUGAAGAUCCUAAGGAAAGAAUCCUACUGGUACAAUGGCAUUGGAUCAGUUGUGGCAGUUGACCAGGACCUGAACACGCGAUACCCAGUCACAGUUCGAUUCACCAAGGUGAACUAUGCGAACGUUUCAACCAACAACUAUGCACUGGAUGAGGUCCAAGAGGUGCCCUGAGGAGGGUGUGUUGCAGCUUGGUUAGGAUCUUUGGUUGUGUAUCAUACCUCUCAAUCUUCCUGUAAUCUCCUCUUUCACCUUCUUUUGCAACCCCCACUAUUUUCUAGCAAUAUACAGUGUUAAAUGACUCUUGAUGUGCAAUGAGUUUGUUACUUCAUUUGAGCUGCUAUUUAAUGCCCCACUUAUUUCA
Molecule: messenger RNA, 748 nt
Organism: Amborella trichopoda
Lineage: Eukaryota; Viridiplantae; Streptophyta; Magnoliopsida; Amborellales; Amborellaceae
Product: photosystem I reaction center subunit IV, chloroplastic
Biological process (GO): photosynthesis
Cellular component (GO): photosystem I; photosystem I reaction center
Source: RefSeq, a predicted model, not a curated record